AUGAAGCCGCCUCGCUUCAACGGGGUGCUGACGACAGAAGCUUCUGGGGAAGCCGCGGAGGCUUUAGAGAGCGAAAUAUCUUCUCUAUUAAGCCGAGGGGCGGUUCGCAUUGUACCGGAGGGGGAGAGAAAUCAGGGUUUUUACUCCCGUUAUUUUCUCAUCCCAAAGAAAGGCGGUUCGCUACGUCCGAUCCUGGAUCUGCGUUGCCUCAAUCUACACCUCCGAAAAUACAAGUUCAAAAUGCUCACACACAAUGUUCUGUUCCGAUCCAUCAGACCAGGCGAUUGGUUCACUUCUGUGGAUCUGCAGGACGCUUAUUUUCAUAUAAGCAUAUAUCCAGCACACAGGAAAUAUCUCAGGUUUGCUUUCAAGGGAGCAGCCUACGAGUACCAGACCCUGCCUUUCGGGCUGUCAUUAGCUCCGAGGGUCUUCAGCAAAUGUGUGGAAGCAGCUCUGAACCCGGUGCGAGCAUCGGGCCUCAGAGUGUUUGCUUAUCUGGACGAUUUUCUCCUUUGCGCUCCCAGCAGGGAGGAGGCGGGGAGGGACACGCAGAGACUGAUAGUCAGGCUGAGCAGCCUAGGCUUCAGUUCGGGCGGAAAAUUUUCGCCGUCACUUGGCUCUCUUUCAGCGGGGAAAUUCAGUGUCAUUACGAGACUGUCUUCGGCUGUCAGGGCUGAUGGCAUCAUCAAUUUCUGUCGUCCCUCAGGGACUGCUGAAAAUGAGGGAUUUUCAGCGCUGGGUAACCUCGCUGCGCCUGGACGCACGACGUCAUCUCAGACGUAUGGUGAGGGUUUCCCCGGAAUGCUGCCUAGCUCUCCGUUACUGGAGAGACCCGGGGAUAUUCACUUCCGGCGUCCCACUGGGAGCCGUAGUGAUGAGGAAAACAGUUACGACAGAUGCCUCGUUAACGGGGUGGGGAGCGGUUUUCGAGGGGAGGUCAGUGAACGGGACCUGGCCCCCGACGCUUCUCCAGGCACAUAUAAACUACCUGGAGCUGUUGGCUGUUUUCCUGGCACUCAAACAUUUUCUGCCUCUCCUGGGAAGGUGUCAUGUGUUGGUCAGAGCGGACAACACAACAGCCGUAGCCUACAUAAACAGACAGGGAGGCACGCGCUCUGUGAAGUUACACAGGCUGGCUCAGAGUCUGAUAUUAUGGGGCAGCGAACACCUGUUGUCGUUACGCGCGGCGCACGUGCCGGGUGUACUGAACAGCGGAGCGGAUUUACUCUCCAGAGGGAAUCCCCUGUAUGGCGAGUGGAGACUGAACCCCGAGGUGCUCCACCAGGUAUGGGAGAGGUUCGGCCGAGCGUCCGUAGAUCUCUUCGCAUCGCACGAAAACGCACAGUGUCCCCUGUUUUUCUCGUUAAGAGACCGGGACGCACCGCUGGGUGCGGACGCACUGGCGCACCCGUGGCCAAACGUGCUGCUGUAUGCGUUUCCUCCGCUCGGCCUCAUCACUCCGAUUCUGAUCAGAGUGAGGGAACAGAAGUUAUCACUAAUCCUGAUAGCUCCUUACUGGCCCAGCAGACCGUGGAUGGCGGAGCUGAUGCAGCUCGUCCACAGCCAGCCAUGGCCGUUGCCGUUACGCGCGGACUUGGUGUCACAAGCGCGCGGGCAGAUUUUUCAUCCACACCCCGAACGGCUGGCUCUCUGGGCUUGGCACGCGAGAGGGUGAAUUUACAGGAGUCUGGUCUCCCAUCUAGGGUGAUUGAGACUAUUCAAUGCGCAAGGGCGCCAUCCACGCGAUCAUUAUAUGAUAAUAAAUGGCGCGUGUUUGAACGGUGGUGUGAGGCUAAGCAGAUUAUUCCGUUUCAGUGCUCGGUCCCAGAGGUGUUAUGCUUCCUGCAGGACUUAAUGGACGGUGAUAAAGCUUUUUCCACCAUUAAGGUUUAUUUGGCCGCUGUUUCAGCUUGUCAUGUGGGGUUUGGAGGUGCACCUGUCGGGCAGCACCCUCUAAUUAAGAGGUUCAUGCGGGGUGCGCGCCGCCUGCGGCCCGUGCGUAAACCUCUGGUCCCGUCAUGGGAUUUACCCAUGGUUCUGGAGGCGCUCUCAGGGUUGCCCUUCGAGCCGUUAGAGUUUGCUGAUUUAAAGGUACUCUCCCUUAAAACUAUCCUGCUUCUGGCUUUGACAUCAGCUAGCAGGAUCGGUGAGUUACAUGCUUUGUCUGUGCACGACUCAUGUAUGCAGUUCUCCGCAGAUUAUGGGAAAGUGAUACUACGUCCUAACCCGGCAUUUGUGCCUAAGGUUAGUGAUUCUGCCUACAGCUGUUCCACACUUGAGCUGCUCGCUUUUCACCCACCGCCGUUUGCAGGAGAGGAUGAAAAACGGCUCAAUGCUCUGUGUCCUGUGAGAGCUUUACGCAUCUACGUGGACAGGACCAAAGGGUUCAGAAAGAGCAACCAGCUUUUCGUGUCCUGGGCUCCUUCUCACAGGGGGAGGGCCCCGACGCGCCAGCGCCUGUCACACUGGGUGGUGCAGGCUAUAAUCCUGGCUCACGAGAGUCGUGGGCUGCAGCCCCCGGAUGGGCUUCGGGCCCACUCCACCAGGGGCAUAGCCACCUCAUGGGCCCUUUUCAGGGGCGUAUCAGUGAGGGAUAUUUGUGCCGCUGCCAGUUGGGCAUCCCCACACACGUUCAUUCGGUUUUACAGGCUGGAUGUGACCAAGACUUCUCUGGCUCAUUCAGUCCUGAGUGUGGGUUCAGGUUGAUUGCGUGCUAGCCCAUGGGGAGGGUUUAGGGUGUCGACCCACUGCGGGUCGCGGCUUUGAGGGCUUCGGAGCAUGCAAAUCCGGGAGUGGGCUAUAUCUCCCAUAGUGAGAUACCGAGGGAGGUUUGAAAGAGAACUUUAGGUUACUCACGUAACCCCGGUUCUCUGAUAACCGAGUGAGGUAUCUCACACACACUGCCCUACUUGCAUAGGUGGGGUGGAAGAAAUACGCUUGAGAAUGGCGG
Molecule: messenger RNA, 2950 nt
Organism: Solea solea (common sole)
Lineage: Eukaryota; Metazoa; Chordata; Actinopteri; Pleuronectiformes; Soleidae
Exons: 2
Coding region: 1-2706 (901 amino acids)
Biological process (GO): DNA recombination; DNA integration
Molecular function (GO): DNA binding
Source: RefSeq, a predicted model, not a curated record